Molecule: messenger RNA, 2378 nt
Organism: Spinacia oleracea (spinach)
Lineage: Eukaryota; Viridiplantae; Streptophyta; Magnoliopsida; Caryophyllales; Amaranthaceae
Exons: 4
Coding region: 1415-2203 (262 amino acids)
Source: RefSeq, a predicted model, not a curated record
AUCAUCAGAAUGACAAAAUCAUCAGACCAUCAAAACUCAAAAUCAUUACAGCAGAUCAUCAAAAACAGAUCAUGGCUCACGAAGUCAUCAGCUAUUACCAUCAUCCAUCAUCACUACCGUUAAUCAUCAUCAUCCACCAUCAACAUCAAAUCGCGACCAUCAAUCGUCAUCAUGUUCAAUCAUCAUGAAAACAAACAGAUCAAUCUCAAAUAACCUAGACAUCCGUUGAUGUUAAUGAUGAUGUUGGUGGAUGAUGAUGAUCAAAUGCUGCAACCCUUGAACCGUUUCAAUUGGUGUUGAUGGUGGAUGAUGAUGAUCAAAGGUUGAUGAUAAACGGUCAUGAAGAUAGAUGAAUGACAGGUUGAUGAGUGUUUGAGCCAAUGGAAACGGUUUUUGUUUCCUUGGGUUUUUGAGCGGAAACAAAAUGGGGGGAUGUGUUACCGUCAAGAAACGGUAAUUGUUACUUCCCUUCACUGACCAAACAAAAAGUAACGGCAAUUGUUACUUGUUUCUGUUUCUUGCGCUAAAAAAUGUCAUAUCAAACACCCCUAAGGUUUUCAUUUUCCCUGCAAGUAGCAGCAACAAAAAUCACAUCAACAUUUCAGAGUUAUUUGUCUAUUUGAUCCACGGCUAUCAAAUGAGUCUUGCGUAUUAUAAAUGAGUGUUAUUUGCCUAUUUGGUAAUCUUGAGUUUGUUGUUUUAAGUGGUACUCUCUCCCCGUUCCUUUUUAUUUUUUUCGUACUCCCUUUGGUUCACAUUUUGUUCUUUACAUUUUUUAUAUUUUAUAUUAUCACAUAAAUGUAUUAAUAUUCUGUCAAAAAUUAUGCCAAAUAAUUUAACCAAUUACUCCCUCCGUCCCGGAAUACUCGCAACGAUUUGACUUUUUGCACUAUUCACAUAAUUCACUUUGACCCUAUUUUAUUUAUAGUAUAUAAAAGUAAGUGUUAGCUUAUAAUAUGUUGUUUACAAACUUUUAUAUAAGGUGUUCUUAUACAAAAGUAGUCGUUGUUUGUUUGCUUCAUCUUAAUAUAUAAAUUUUUAAAAUAUUAAUAUUUUAUAAGAUUUUAUAAUAUAUAAUUGAAGAUAUUUAUGGUCAAAGUUGUACAUUGUCAAAUAUGUCACGUCAAACCGUUGUGACUUGUGACUUGCGAGUAUUCUGAAACGGAGGGAUUAAAUUCAUUAGAACAUUUAAUGUCACAGCUUUUAAUAUCAGCUUUUUGGAUCAAGGUGAAAUGCCCAAUUGCCCACCCCUAUGUUUCGGUAAGAUUAACAAUUACCGAGUAACAUAACCGGAAGGGGUUACCUGUGCGGCUGUGCCUCGUCGAAAUCAGAAGGGGUUUCGGUUCCAAUUGUACACUCCGACGAACACAAUCCCUCUGUCUUCUGCAAUCGAUUUCCCCAAUUUACGAAGCGUAUGAUAUCUGGAUGCCCUUGUUUACAAGAAUUGGCUAUUGUAUUUCCUUACAAAUUACAUCAGCUGCAUUUUACUGCUCCGAGCAUCGAAAAGUUAGAGCUUGAAUUUAGUACAGAAUCAGGUAGUGCACAAGACAGAUACUACUCACUUGAUUGCCCUAACCUCAAGAUCCUGCAAAUUGAAGAUGUUUUACUAGGAAAUCUCCAAAUUAUUGAUGUUUCAUCUGUUCGUAAAGCCAUAAUCAGAGGUUCUUUCAGAGUUGAUUUACCGUCUAAUGAACAAGAUCAAUUUGAAAUUUUACUCGGCAAGUUUCAAAAUGCUGAGGUUUUCUAUUGGGGAGAUAAUACUUAUUUGCAAUUAGAACAUUGUGGAAAUGAGAAACUGGCUUUUCAAAAAAAUACAUGGACCCGUUUAGCUCUAAGGUCAGGGGCCCGUGGAAGCUGUUUGCUAGGCGUUUGUAGAUUGUUGAGAAACUCAUUGUAUUUGCAACAACUUAUAAUAUAUGCCGAUGUGGAUUUUAUCUGUGAUUGCAAUAUGCUUCUGUACGAGCUUUCUUCUCCCUGUGUGAUGCGAUACCUGAAAAUAGUCACUAUACUUAAUUUUGAGAAGUCAUGUCAACCACUGCUUCAGCUAAUAGAAUUUCUGCUCAAAAGUGCUGUCAAUUUGGACGAAUUGGUUAUUGUCUGCAACAGGAAGGAUCGACUUCUUUCAAUUGAGGGGCAUGCAUUCAUGAUGAAGUUAUUAAGCUUUCGCAGAGCCUCACAAAAUGCAAGGGUUGUCUUCGAUUGAGAUUUAUACUAAUGGUAACCCGUAUAGUUUAAAAGUGUAGAUACCUUAUGGUGUUAGGACCUUGUUGUGCUUACAAAAACAAAGGACCACCAUUGCGAAUUCAGUGUUGCUGCUAGUGGUAGUGCCCUUGUAUAAACCUAAUGGGGGUUCUAUAGUGCAGUGUUUUCUAAUGUCA